Messenger RNA from Rhea pennata, 2102 nucleotides. RefSeq names its product death-associated protein kinase 2-like. NCBI's taxonomy places the organism in Eukaryota, Metazoa, Chordata, Aves, Rheiformes, Rheidae. Bases 611 to 1852 code for a protein of 413 amino acids. Gene Ontology annotation, cellular component: cytoplasm; nucleus. Gene Ontology annotation, biological process: intracellular signal transduction; positive regulation of apoptotic process; protein phosphorylation. The transcript has 13 exons. Gene Ontology annotation, molecular function: ATP binding; protein serine/threonine kinase activity. The record is from RefSeq and is a predicted model, not a curated record.
GCGGAGGCGGCGGGGCAGCGCGGCCGGGUGCCCCCCGGCCGUGCCGGGGAGCGCGCCCGGGUUUUCUGCUCCUCGAGGGGCCGAGGCGCAGGAAACGCUCUUGGAAGUGACCCUAAAAGGCCUUUUCCAGCCUCUCUCGGCAGCCGGACGAGGCUCUUCCAGGCGGGGACAGCGCGGGGGGCGGGGGGAGGCGUUUCCCCAGAGACCUUGGAAGCGGCUUUUUUUUUUUCCCCCUUUUGUUUUUUCCGGAGCCCCUGCCCAGCCCGGGCUCCGACAGCCGCCGGCGCCCCCGAAUCCCGGGAAGCGCGGGGAUUUCUAGGAGAGCUCGCGCCCGGCGCUGCUCCGCGGCGGCUGGAGCCGGAGGCGCCGUGCCCGAAGCCUGGCUCCGUCCCGCGGGCCCCGGGGGCCGAGCUGGGGAAACUGAGGCACAGGAUGACAGGGCCAGGCUCAGCCUCCCGCAAUCGCCUGCUGCCUGCGUGAGCGGGAAACUCUUUGGAAGAGGCUUGUUUAUUGCUUCAAGCUGCCGGGAUUAAACCUCUCUUUAAGGACCCGUUCCCGAGCUCCGGGCUCAUCCCAGCUUCGGGCCGUAGAUCCUGCUGCUCCCUGAGGGAUGGCCGAGGAUGGCGGUGCGGGCGGCACCCCUGACGCUGCCCAGGACGCGGCGAGGGAGGAGGCACCAGCUCCUGUGGCUGCCUUCAAACCAGGCAACGUGGAGGACCUCUAUGAGCUGCUGGAGAAGCUGGGCAGCGGGCACUUCGGCGUGGUAAAGCGGUGCCAGGAGCGGAGCACGGGCACCUUCUACGCCGCCAAGUUCUUGAAGACGCGCAAGUGCCGGGGCAGCCGGCUGGGCUUGGACCGGGCGCAGGUGGAGCGGGAGGUCUCCAUCCUCCGGCAGCUCGACCACCCCAACAUCAUGCAGCUCCACGACCUCUUCGCCAGCAAGGCCGAGGUGGUGCUCAUCCUGGAGCUCAUCCGCGGCGGGGAGCUCUUCGACUUCAUCGCCGAGAAGGAGGUGCUGUCGGAGGAGGCGGCCGUCGAGUUCCUGGUGCAGAUCCUGCGCGGCGUGGAGUACAUGCACGCCCGCCGCAUCGCCCACUUCGACCUCAAGCCCGAGAACAUCAUGCUGCGGGAGAAGGACGUGCCCAAGCCCCAGAUCAAGAUCAUCGACUUUGGGCUGGCCCGGAAGCUGGAGGAUGGCGCGACCUUCAAAAGCCUCUGCGGGACCCCGCAGUACAUCGCUCCUGAAGUGAUCAACUACGAGCCGCUGAGCUCCGCUGCUGACAUGUGGAGCAUCGGCGUCAUCACCUACGUCCUGCUCAGCGGCCUCUCCCCCUUCCAGGGCGAGACGGACGCCGAGACCCUCGCCAACGUCGUCGCCGGCGCCUACGACUUCGAGGAGCGCUACUUCGGCGACGCAUCCGACAUGGCCAAGGAUUUCAUCCGGCAGCUCCUGCGGAAGGAGCCGGGGGAGCGCAUGACGGCGGCCGAGUGCCUCGUCCACCCCUGGAUCAAGGUGAGGGGCUGCGGCGGGGCCGGAGCGGGGCCGGCGGCGCCGGGGCGGCGGGUGACGGUGCCGGGCUCUCCGCUCCCCCGGCAGCCGCUGAGCCGGAAGCAGGCGGCGAACCGGAGCCGCUCCUCCAUCAACAUGAAAAACUUCCGCAAGUUCAACGCGCGGCGGAAAUGGAAGCUCUCCUAUAACAUGGUGUCGGCGUGCAACCGGCUCUGCCGCAUGCGGCUCCUGUGCCGCCGGAGGAAGGAGGACGAGGACUUGCGCUGCUGCGAGAGCGACCAGGAGGCCGACGGCAGCCACCCCGCGACGCUGCUGCGCCGCCGGAGGAGCAGCUGCUCGUGAGCGGGGGGAGGCGAGUGGGGCCCCGCCGCGGGGGGAGAUCCGGCCCCUGCCCCUCCUGCACGCGGGCGGCCCCAGGCUGGAGACGCUCUGCGGCCCCCUCGCUCCCAGCCCUGCAGUGCUGGGGUGGGGGGCAGGGCUGCUGGGGGGCCCCAGGGCUGCUGGGGCAGUGAGACCCCCCUUUCUGCCCCCCCCAGCCCUGCUGGCUCCCUGUUUUGGUUGCAUUUGGAGAAAUAAAGGUGCCCCCCCACCA